ACUUAAAGUUCAGCAGAGAUCUCAACAGUCUUUUUAUGUUAUCCUUGUGCAGAAUGUUAACCAAGAGGCUGUCAGCAAUGCCAGACCCAUGUGGCUGCUGUUAAAACAGAAGUUGCAUUGGAACUUCACCUACAGUUUCAGUUUGGGAACUCCAUGGGGCUCUGGAUGCUGCAAAAGCAAUCAGGUCUUUCUGCUGUGAAUAAGGAUGCAAAAAACAAAGAAUGAGUUUUCCUUUGAGAUGGAUGAAGACACUAACAUGAAAGAACAAUAUCAUAUACAGGAGGGGACUGAACCGUGGGAAGACCAUUUGGGUUUGCUAGGAGAAAGUGACUUGGGAAAUGUCGUCAUUUCAUCCUACGUAGCAGCAGCUCAGUCAGGCACAGAAAGACAGCUGUACCCUAGCAGCAUGCAGAAGCAGAGAGUAAGAACUGACACACACCUUCUGGAAGUCCCUUUAGAGGAACCUGGUGAGAGUGACAAUGUAUCUUGCCAAUUUGUUAGGCAUGCGCCGGGAAGGAUUUCAACUUCUCCAACUCUGAGGAGGCUGAGGAAAAGUACAUUAUCAGGCGCUCAAAUAUUUGCACUCCAGAAUGACAGCAAUAGCCCAAGGUUGGGCAAGCAUUGUGAAUCUUAUCUUCCUAUUUGCCGAAGCCCUCCUCCUCCUCCAUUUUCUGAACAUUUCUUUUUCUCAGAACCCUUCAUGCACACACAUUCCCUGUCACAGAAAGAAAUCUCUGCUUCCAUUGACACCACACCAGUCUUACCACGUCAUGAAGAAGAUGAUCACAGUGGUGAUCGGUCUUUGCCGAAUGCUAUGGCAAUCAACCCGGCUUUCCAGUCUCAGGGAGAACAGAAUUCUCAGGAAUGUGUUCAGAAAUUAGAUUCACAUAAAGCAAGUCUAUAUAACUCUACAGAACGCAGACAUAGCUCAGUGGUGGUGAGUUUGCCUGGACUCGAGGUGUUCCCAGGAGACCUGCUCAUAUCAGAUAGUGCAGCAGAAUUCCUUUACCAUUCAACAUCACUGCAAAGUGCAGAAUCCAAAAAGCCUUGGUGGCCAUUUGCUAAAAAAGGAACAAGUACAGACAGACACAAACAAGUAUCAGACCUGGAAAAGUGUUUGUCUUCUGUAAUUAUCAAGACCUCGGAAUACAGCAGCUAUGAAUUUCACAAUGUUAAGGAUAAAGUUUGGCAUGAGAUCAUAACACAGUAUCGGGCUGAGCCAAAAGCCAAUGAAGAUCAAUUAGAAACAAAGAAGAAACAAGCAGUAUGGGAACUCUUCAUAACUGAAUGCACAUACUUUCUUGAUCAUCUCCUGGUUCUUAAAAUGGUUUUUAUGGAUACAUUAAAGUACCUGCAAAGCAAGGAGUUCCUCUCAGAUGUGAAUUCUAGUCUACUUUUUGCAAACUUGGAGGAAUUAAACCAGGUUAGCCUUGGUUUUGUGACCAGUUUCUUUAGUGUUAUAAAGGGUCAACUUGUCAAGCCUACAUCCUCCUUAGAGUUCAUCUCUGCGCUUACAAAGUCUUUCCAAGGGAACCUGUGUCAGAGUCUCCAGAUAUACUGCCUUAAUUACACCGCCGCAGUCUUUUACCUGGAAAAACUGAAGAAAAGAAAAGAUUUUGGAAUUUAUAUGAAAUGGUGUGAACAGAAAAAACAGUGCAAACGACUGCAUCUGUCAGAACUGCUGGUUGCACCUUUACACAGACUGACUCGCUAUCCCCUCCUCCUGGAGAAUAUCUGGAAAAAGGCUGAUCCACCAGAGAGAGCAGUCCUCUGUUCAGUUAAGGAGAAGGUGGAAAAAUCUAUAAGGGACUUGGAAGGUAAAGUGAAAUGGCUGGAUAAUUUCCAGAAAUUUAAACAGCUUCAGGAAAUGAUAAUUUGGCCACCACUUUGGGAUCAAGACAAACGAUUUUUUGUUCCUGAGAGUCUCAAGUUCAUAUUAAGGGACAACCCAAAUGAAAGCAUCUUGUCACCUACAAAGAGAUACCUUCUUCAUGAAGGGAGAUUUACUCUUGCAGAACAUACGAGGCUCAUUGACAUCCACCUUUUUCUAUUUGACGAUUUGCUUUUGGUUACAAAACCAAACCGGCACAAAAAGAAAUCUGGGUGUUCCAACGUGAGUUUAAUAUCUGUCUGCUCUUUGUUCACACCUGAGCUGCAGUCUUUGCUUGAAGAAGGUGGUUCUUGCACAGUGCUGAACCAGCCUAUUCCAUUAGACAGGCUGAUUGUAAAAAACAUUGAUGCAGUCCAUAUAACUGCAGUUUUUGGACUACGAAAUGCUUUUCUAAUACAGCAAGAAAACCGGUAUCAACAGUGUAUAGCGCUAUUCUUAAUACAAGCACAGACUGAGUCAAUCAAGAAAACAUGGAUGUCACAGAUGGAGACUGCAAUCUCAAAUUAUGCAAGGAGACAGACAACCCCCCAAAACUCAUUUUUAAGUUUACCAACUGAAUCAUCUGAAAUUUAAUCAUAGUCAGAUAUAAAUUAAUGGGCAUUGGUCAUAGGAAGUUUACUUAAUUUAAAGCAAGCCUUUAGGUGCUUGCAAAUAUUUCUGGGAAUACUUUAGUUUCCAGGGCAGAAAUCGGGGGUGGGAGGGAAGGAUUAUUUGGGUGAUCAAAUUCAGACUACAAUUCUCUCAAGUAGAAUUUUCAAGUGUCCUGCUACAUUUACUGCUAAGCAAAAAUGGAGAAGUCAAAAAAGUAAUUGCAACACUUGCUUUGACAGCAUAUACUAAAAAUGGAAAAGGUACAAUACCCAAAAUAGAAAAAACCUAUUAUUAAAUCAACAUCUCUUAGACUGGCUUAAUAAGUUAUUCUGCAGGCCCGUUUAUGGCAGCAGGAAUCAUAGAUUAUCACUUGUUCAUUCAUAGUUCACUUAAAAUAAAUGCUUGUAGAAUAUAUUUCAAUAUAAUUCCAAUGAAAUCA
This is a messenger RNA of Eublepharis macularius, 2921 nucleotides long. RefSeq names its product pleckstrin homology and RhoGEF domain containing G7 (gene PLEKHG7). Gene Ontology annotation, molecular function: guanyl-nucleotide exchange factor activity. The record is from RefSeq and is a predicted model, not a curated record. The coding region runs from base 206 to 2464 and encodes 752 amino acids. The transcript is spliced from 18 exons. Lineage: Eukaryota; Metazoa; Chordata; Lepidosauria; Squamata; Eublepharidae. Gene Ontology annotation, biological process: Rho protein signal transduction.